AUGCGGUUAGAAGAUUGGCUGGAUGAUUUGUGUGUUCGUUUCAUUAUCAACCUUCCGCGCGAGGAGCUUGAGUCGGUCGAACGGAUAUGUUUCCAAGUCGAAGAGGCACAAUGGUUCUAUGAAGACUUCAUUCGUCCGCUUGACCCUGCGCUGCCGUCAAUGAACCUGAAGACAUUUGCUAUGCGCAUUUUCCAGCAUUGUCCACUUAUGUCAUCAUGGUCUCAUUACCACCAUGUAGCUGCCUUCCAGGAGUUCCUCGAUUACAAGACACGCGUGCCGGUGCGUGGUGCAAUCAUGUUGAACCAAGAGAUGGACGAGGUUGUUCUGGUGAAAGGUUGGAAAAAGGGCGCCAACUGGAGUUUUCCCCGCGGCAAAAUCAAUAAGGGCGAAAAGGAUCUUGAUUGUGCCAUUCGGGAGGUCUACGAAGAAACUGGGUUCGAUGUUCGGAGCGCCAAUUUGGUUAAAGACGAAGACGAUGUCAAAUACAUCGAGAUUACGAUGAGAGAGCAGCAUAUGCGACUGUACGUCUUCCGAGGUUUGCCCCGUGAUGCUUACUUUGAGCCGCGCACCCGAAAGGAAAUCAGUAAGAUUGAGUGGUACAAGCUUUCAGAGCUGCCAACAUUGAAGAAGAGUAAACAACAUGAUGAAGGACUGGCAGUCGCAAAUGCGAACAAGUUCUACAUGGUUGCCCCGUUUCUCAGCCCACUGAAAAAGUGGAUAGCGCAGCAGAAGAAGCUUGAUCUGAGAGCCCAGGCUGGUACAAACCAGGUUUCACACGCCGAGGGAUAUCUUUCUAUGGAUGAAAAUGGCAAUACCAAUGGCACUCCAGGGAUGUCCCUCGCAAAGAUGGCUAUUCCAAGUGAUCUUCCUGAAGUGACAUCAGCGCAAGAUGCUUCAGAUCACCUCAAACGCCUUUUGAAGAUUGGCGCCGCACCGUUGCAAGCUCACACACCAGGCCUCGAGCCCCUCCAGGUUUCUGCUAUUGACCCAUCUAAGGCGAAUGGGCUUCUUGCCUUGUUGCAGCGUGGAUGUCAAGAGACAUUCCCUCAGGAUUCUCUCAGUACUCCUAUGGCGUCCCUCAAUGUAUCUCAGUCCAACGUCCAACCUGCGGAACAACGGCCUCAUUUGGGCCCUAAUUUCUUCCCCGGCUUCCCUCAGCAGCAACAGAACAUGGGUCCAUCUCCUUUCAUGCGGCAGAACUCGACACCAUUUCACACUGUUCCAUCUCAACCUCAUAUCCAGCACUCCUCAAAUGGCCCACAGGUUCCUCACGGUGCAUUCCCGACUUCUGCGCAUAAUUGGUAUCCUAAACCACAGGCGAUACCACAAUUCCCUCAAUCCACCAUGUCUCAAUAUCAACAUCAUAAUCAGCCUCCUCUAGCGCCUGGUAUUUUGCCCCCAAGCCAUAUGCCCGCACCAUUCCAACGGACGGGAGAUCCUGAGUUCUCUGAAUCCGCCCAGUUAUCUCAGACCCGGGGCCCAGUCGUCCCGCCAGCGAGCAAAUUGCCUCCACCUAAGCUCACAAGUCAUUCCCUGGCGCUGUUGGAAGUUUUCAAGGUUAAGACCCCCAAGGGUCCGGGUCCAGCAGUGUUGGCGGCUCCCAUGCAAGGCUCUUCCCAUGUGCCCAAGACCUCUCACCAUCAGGAUAGUCUUUUGGGUUUGCUCAAGGGUUCCCAAGCUUCCCGUGUUCCUGAACCAGCGGAAUUGUUAGGCAAACCUGUUGCGCCUUCAGAGAAGCAGAUUCUUCAACGUCCUCGUGGUCACCAUAAUCAGUCCAGGCACCAGGCUGGUGCAGCGAAGAGUCUUCUGGGACAAGCUCAAACAUCGGCUACCGUGUCUGGACCGUUGAACACGCCACAAUUUGAGACAUUUACCAAAACGCACAAGUCAAACAACGAAGCAUACAGAAAUAAUCAUGUGAGCAGGCGAGAGCAACCUCAGGCACAGCAGUUAUCCUCGCCCAUUACCAUUCUACCACGACCCCAUUCUGCCAAACGGGAGGUAUCCUCUCCGAGACCUGUUGCACGAGCAACCCAGGUUCUGCCUGCGAAGAUGCCCGAAGCACCUGAGCCUAUCAAGAAUUUCCAACCGCAGAUUCUACGUCGAUCCGAAAAACCCGGAUAUGAGGUAUUGAUGGCGACGGCUCCUCAAGCAGAAGCUAUUGAACGCAAAUUGAGUCUGCCAGGUGCCGAUACAAAUACCCCGAGCCUGGCGCCGCAGGGCAACUUUGACCGUCGACCUAGUCAAACUGCUGAGCAGAAAGCUUCACUUUUGUCUCUUUUUAGCAAGGGACCUGUCUCUCCGGCGCCCGUUUUUGCGACCCCGUUCGACUCCCGAGCUGUCAACCAGCAACCGGCAGCAUUUUCGGGUUUUGUCAGUCCGAUGUCGUCCCGCCAUCGUCCGAGCAGUGGAGAUAUCUCUCGUCGCGGUACGCCAUCUGAUGGUGGUGCACACGUCAAUGGCCAACAUGUCUCCUCUCCCAGCAACAAGGCGUUCUUGCUUGGGUUUUUGGAGGAAGUGGCUAAGGGCAAUAAAUAG
Molecule: messenger RNA, 2538 nt
Organism: Penicillium vulpinum
Lineage: Eukaryota; Fungi; Ascomycota; Eurotiomycetes; Eurotiales; Aspergillaceae
Product: decapping enzyme complex catalytic subunit DCP2
Exons: 2
Coding region: 1-2538 (845 amino acids)
Biological process (GO): deadenylation-dependent decapping of nuclear-transcribed mRNA; nuclear-transcribed mRNA catabolic process, nonsense-mediated decay
Cellular component (GO): P-body; cytoplasm
Molecular function (GO): RNA binding; manganese ion binding; 5'-(N(7)-methylguanosine 5'-triphospho)-[mRNA] hydrolase activity
Source: RefSeq, a predicted model, not a curated record